AUGGAUCUGAAAGCCGAUAUCGCAAGACAGGCACUGCUGGCCACACCAGGGGAUGCACAGAAGCAUCAUGCAAGGUCCGAUCAGAGCGCUGCAGUUUUAAAAGCUCAAAACCUCCCUGUCAAUACUGCGCCACGCCAGGAAGAACUAGACCAGCUCUGUGGCGAACUUUCAAUCUAUCUUGAUGUGUCACCUCGAUCAGCCAGAACCUCAGAUCCAACAAAAGCAUACAAACCUGGACAGCCACAGACUACAAGCGAGGGCUCCCGGGAAGGCCAGAGAGUGGCAUCGCCAACGAGUCAACCCUGCACUAUCGCCGAGUAUCUCGAGAAUGAAAAUUCAGCUCAGACUCCGAAGUCAGCAUCCCAGACCGUCCCUGAGCAAUCUCAUUACCUAAAGCAUAGCGACAAGCGGCGUACCGAAUACUUCAUAAAAAGUGAGCAGCAAGACACACCGCAAAAUCCCGCCAAGACAGCACACCAGGAGGCUCCAUCGCUACGAGAUGAUGAACAACCGCACGGCGUUGCUUCACGGACUCUUGUUCACACGGCUCAUGAACAGCACACCAACCAACUGCAUGAGCUCACGCACUUACACAAGUUGUUCAUGGCGCAGCAGCGUGAUGCUCUGCAGCGAAAUCUGGCCGUGUCAGCUGCGCAGCUAGAUGGACUCCAGACGCAGCUUGCGGUCGCGAAACAGGCUCAUGCAGAACUGGAUGAUGAAUUUCUUGCUAUCCAGAAGGACGUCGCCGGGCUUGAUAGAGGAUGUAUUACCGUCAUGGGCCUCGAACAACUUCCAGAUGAGCUCAUGCUGACCAUAUUCGAGCAAUGGCCAUGUCGGGAACAGCAACUCAAGCAAUUGUCGGCCUUAUGCGCCGUGGGUCCUUCCACUUUGGUCAUUCAUGGUCCGCACGCCACAGGCAAGAGUGGCAUCACUAGAGCAUUUCUGGAGAAGUCGAAAUACUGUUAUGCAGUCAUCCAAUGCCGAGAGUGUGUGACGGGUCGGCACUUACUCGAGCGCACAAUAGCUGCCGUUCAAAGCGCUGUACAUGAUAAAAAUUCAACGUACCAAGGACGAUGUGAGAACCUGAGUGCUCUUGCAGCUCAUCUUCAACGACUACUGGCUGGGAGGAAGCGGUUUAUCCUCGUCUUCGAUGGCGUCGACAGACAGCGAGAAGCUCCGCCGACACUUUUGCCAGCUCUCGCACGACUAGGCGAGCUGAUACCAGGCCUGACCACGAUCCUCAUCGUACGACAUCCUGCUCCACGCUUCCUACAUCAGACUGGAGUACCACACAUCAGCUUAUCAUCCUAUACGCGAGCGCAGUCUCUGCGGAUACUGGCUCAAGAACCCUUGGAAAUCUUCCUUGAGCCACCGCCAGACGACCUAGACUACGAUGACGAAACGCACGAAGAAGACAAGAAGUGGCUCUGGCCUCGGUUCUGCGAUGCAGUAUGGGCCUCACUAGCUCAAAAUGCCGCUCGCGACCUGCUGUCUUUCCGCGAAGUAUGUCAUAAGCUCUGGCGCCCGUUCGUCGCACCUAUCAUCAAAGGCGAUUUCGGCACGAGAGACUUCAGCAGGCUGUUAGUUUCGCAGAGGAGAUUGUUCCAGGACGAGAGUGUCUUGCUCGAUACGAUCAUCACGCCGACAAAAAGUGCAUCAACGAAGAAAGGAAGCCCUGAGCUUCCAUACUAUGCUAAAUGGUUGCUCAUCGCUGCUUACUUGGCUUCCUUCAACCCAGCGAAACUGGAUGCGCUCUACUUCAUGAAGUCAACGGAACGCAAACGUAGAAAGAAAGGCGGUGGUACGGCUAAGCCCAGUAAUCGCCCGGGUCAAGUUCGCAAGAUCCCGCGACAUCUACUUGGUGCUUCGACGUUCACGUUGGAUCGCUCACUAUCUAUCUUGCAUGCUAUCCUACCACACGAUCUUCGAAGCACGAUAGACGUCUACACGCAGGUCGCAACACUGACGAGCUUGCGACUGCUUGUUCGGGGCGGAGGCAUAGGAGGUAGUGACCCGUUAGAACCUGGUGGGAAGUGGAGGACUGGUCUGGCGGUUACUUGGGAAUAUGUACAAGCGUUGGCCAGAAGCGUUGACUUUGGCUUGCUGGACUAUAUAGCUGAAUAA
Recurvomyces mirabilis is the source of this 2124-nucleotide messenger RNA. RefSeq lists its product as uncharacterized. The coding region runs from base 1 to 2124 and encodes 707 amino acids. Gene Ontology annotation, biological process: DNA replication; DNA replication initiation. Gene Ontology annotation, cellular component: nuclear origin of replication recognition complex; nucleus. The record is from RefSeq and is a predicted model, not a curated record. Gene Ontology annotation, molecular function: DNA replication origin binding. NCBI's taxonomy places the organism in Eukaryota, Fungi, Ascomycota, Dothideomycetes, Mycosphaerellales, Teratosphaeriaceae. The transcript is spliced from 2 exons.